AUGGUCAUGUACCGGCGCAGCGAUCCCCGGUGGAAUCGCACGCUACAGCACAUCACCAACAACCUCGAGCACGCAAACGAAUCGGCGCAGGAGAACAUCUACGGCUUCACGCAGCGUUACGUCAACCCGUGCUUCUCAUCGAUUAGCCAAUGUGUCAAGGCGUGCACGGCGCCAUGCUUCCCAGGUCACAACGACCGCCGGCGUCACCACGGCCGUUCCCGGGGCCGGGCAGAAGUCAGCUUCGACUUUUAUGACGACUGGGAGCAAGACGAGAGCGAUGGGCUGCUCGGCUGGGGCAGCGACAACCUCGACCGCUUCCUAGGCGGGGCGGCAAACUAUGGCGCAACCGCGCAGCCCGGCCGACAGCGUGCCAUGAGCUAUGGACAGCGCAACCGCAACCGCGAUACACGAUACAAUGGCCCGCGACGCAAGAGCACCGCCGUGCCGCGCGACGCCGCCCAGGAUCCGACGCUGAUACCGAGUUCCUCGUACUUUGGCUUUCUAGGCCGACUGCCGUUUAGAAUUGGCGCAAAGGCGCUGCGGUACAAACCCUCUGCCGCCGACCUGACUGACCAUCCAGGCGCCGCACGACACAGUCUUGACGAGGAACAGGCCUUGAUCGAGGACAGCGACGAGGAUGCGCUCGACCCCCUCAACCCCCGCGAACACAAGGCCAGGCGCCACCGUAGACAGCGCAGUGACACACACACGUCGGGCCACACGACCGACUCGCUGAGUUCGCGUGGCGACAUCUUCCCGAGCGAAGACGAGCUGGAAGACGCCGUCCCGCUCGAUGAUGAGUUCACCAUUGCCCUCGAGCGCCGCACCACCGGCCAAUGGAAUGAAGAUGCCGCCAGCAGCAACAAAGCCCGCUCAAGCACCAGUAACACCAAGACCACGACCAAGCGACCCUCUGCCUCACGCCUGUCCUCCCGUACAGUCUCCUCCCGCAACACAGCAGCGACAAUCUCCGAGCUUGACACUCCCACCCUGGCCGACCUCCAGAAAGAAGAGGACCGUCUCCGUAUCGACGAGGAAGUCGCAGUCCACCGCAAACGCCACGACGCACACCAACUUGCCGUUAAACGCGGCCUCGCACCGGACCCAUCCACCAUCACUACACCGCAUCCUUUGCCCUCGCCCACACAAGCCCCAAUGGCGGCAGUGGAUCCUAUCUUCUCCCCGCUGCUACCUACCCCAGCUAGCGAGUCUGAACACGACCUACAUGACCCUACCCCAUUUCCUAGUUUCAUAGACGCCCAGACGAUGCCGGAUAGCAGUGCCUUUUAUGUUGACGAGAGCGAUUAUUCGAGCAAGGUCGUUACCCCGACUCGGCCCUUGUCGCUGAGGGCCGAGACGAGCGAGGAAGGGGUACGUGGAGAAGCGUUUGUACCAGCGAGAUUGCCCAACUUUGGGCAUGGGUAG
Pyrenophora tritici-repentis Pt-1C-BFP is the source of this 1425-nucleotide messenger RNA. Its product is annotated as Atrophin-1 multi-domain protein. NCBI's taxonomy places the organism in Eukaryota, Fungi, Ascomycota, Dothideomycetes, Pleosporales, Pleosporaceae. The record is from RefSeq and is a predicted model, not a curated record.